Protopolystoma xenopodis is the source of this 669-nucleotide messenger RNA. NCBI's taxonomy places the organism in Eukaryota, Metazoa, Platyhelminthes, Monogenea, Polystomatidea, Polystomatidae. The record is from the annotation of a GenBank genome assembly.
AUGGAGAACUUUAAUCUCUCAAUAAAAGCAGAGCAGACUAUUGCCAUCGUGGGUCCUAGUGGAUCGGGAAAGAGUACAGCCAUUCAGCUGCUACAGAGAAAUUACGAUGUUCUUCUUGGAACUGUUUUUGUUGAUGGUGUGGAUAUUCGUGAUAUCGAUCUACUUUGGUUCAGAUCCCUACUCGGAGUCGUUCAACAGGAACCCACUUUGUUCUCAGGUACUGUGGAGGAGAAUAUACGUCUCGGAAAGCUAGAUGCCACUACUGAGGAAAUCCAAGAGGCUGCCAAGCAGGCGAAUGCUCAUGAGUUUAUCUUAAAGCUACCGGAUGGCUACAAGUCAUGGAUCGGUGAGGGUGGAGCCGGAAUGUCAGGAGGGCAAAAGCAACGUAUUGCAAUUGCUCGUGCUCUCGUCCGCCAGCCACGCAUCUUGCUUUUAGACGAGGCUACCUCAGCACUUGACACGCGUUCUGAGAAGGCUGUGCAGGCUGCUCUAGACGCUGCUAGAGCUGGACGCACUGUCAUCACUGUGGCUCAUCGGCUAACGACUGUACGCGAUGCGGAUCGUAUCGUUGUAAUCCGAGAAGGAGAGAUCGCCGAGGAGGGAACACAUGAUGAAUUGGUUGCGCUUAAGGGCAUUUACGCAGGCAUGCUAAACAGACAAGUAAGAUGA